Molecule: messenger RNA, 759 nt
Organism: Oldenlandia corymbosa var. corymbosa
Lineage: Eukaryota; Viridiplantae; Streptophyta; Magnoliopsida; Gentianales; Rubiaceae
Source: the annotation of a GenBank genome assembly
AUGGUGCAGUUUUCCGGUUACCACAAGAUGUAUGUGUUCUUGUUCAUCUUCUUCCUUGUCUUUCUUCCGGCCACAAGAUGCAUUGCUACUAAUGAUCAUAAGUUUCAUGCAACAACGCAUUAUGCGUUUUACGAGAAUAUGCGGAGGUGGAACCGAACAUCUCCGAUAAAACUAAACUACACUUUUUUACCGGAGCACAUGAUUCAGAAUUUGAGUCUAGCGGAUAUUAGACUUUCGUUCCAACGGGCCUUUGGACGUUGGGCCGCAGUGAUUCUGAUGACAUUUGUAGAGACGAAUGAUGCGAAUCAUGCAGAUAUCAAAAUUGGAUUUUAUUUCGGAGAUCACGGUGACGGAGUUCCUUUUGAUGGGCCAUUGGGACAGGCAGCCCACUCUUCCCCACCAGAAUCUGGGAUACUCCAUCUUGACGGAUCCGAACUAUGGGCCGUUGAUGAAAAUACACUGAAAUUGGAAGGGGCUGUAGAUUUAGAAUCCGUAGCCGUUCAUGAGAUUGGGCACGUUCUAGGGUUGAGACAUUCUACAGUCAAGAAUGCAGUUAUGUUCCCAUAUACGCCAAUCCAGAAGCGAAAAGUGAAUCUUUCCAAAGAUGACGUGGAUGGGAUACAACAAUUAUACGGAGUAAACCCUAAUUUCAAACCUGGUCCUAACUGGGAGAGUUCGAGUUGCAGUAUGUUCAUGGAGACGAGAACUUGUCUUGGUUGGAGCAUGCUAUUGGCUAUUAUGAUGGUUCUUCCUUUUUGA